Menidia menidia (Atlantic silverside) is the source of this 5455-nucleotide messenger RNA. The record is from the annotation of a GenBank genome assembly. NCBI's taxonomy places the organism in Eukaryota, Metazoa, Chordata, Actinopteri, Atheriniformes, Atherinopsidae.
AGAAACACGAGAUUACAGAAUAGGGAGGGCUGCAUGGAGAACAGAAAAGACAUAACAAAAGCCACACAUUUCAAGUAAGAGGCGCUGGUCGCUUUUUAUUUAUUUUUGUCAAAAAGAAGAUAUUCCAUCCAUUAUCCACGCUGAUCUCCGUUAAGCGGCAAUAUUGAGCGCGUUUUGCAUGAUGCCUAGUAGCACGUCUUUGUUGGAGGCCGAUGAGGGAGAGUCCGAGGUCCCACCGCCGCUCCUGCACGCCUUCGCCGGCAUGGGCCUUGACGAUCACCACGGGACCCAAAGCCAGCCCACCGAACAAGCGGACGAGAGCAUUCCCUUCCACCACCACCACCUCGCCCCGGUCUCGCAUUUCAGCCUCGUAGGUACGGUCCUCGACUUGAAACCUUUGUCGCUGCAGCGGCCGCCCUCGGGGGAUGAAGUGACCCAAACGGCGGCGCCGGAUGACGAAGAGCUCGAAGGUGUCGCGCUCGACCCUUCGGGCUCGCUCCUAGCUCAGGCCCACCGCAACCAGCACCUCCCACCCGGGCCGAAUACCCCCCUGAUGCCGUCCGUCAUGGAGCCUCCCCACGCCGAGGCGGUGCUGCGGUACAGCGGAGAGGAGCGGGAUGACGCCGGGAUUGGCGGCAGCGCCUUACUACCUCCGGCUAGCAGCAUGGCGAUGCUACCACCCGGCGUGUACGCGGACGCCGGGUUCGAGGCCGAGCCGUCCCUUCUGGCCCGACGAAAGAGCGUCAACACGACCGAGUGUGUGGCCGUGCCGAGCUCCGAGCACGUCGCCGAGAUUGUGGGCAGGCAGGGCUGUAAGAUCAAGGCCCUGCGAGCAAAGACCAACACCUACAUAAAGACACCGGUGAGGGGCGAGCAGCCGGUCUUUGUCGUGACGGGGCGCAAAGAAGAUGUGGCCAUGGCUAAGAGGGAGAUCCUCUCGGCCGCCGAGCACUUCUCCCUCAUCCGAGCCUCUCGGAAUAAGACGGGCCCUCUGUCUGCGGCGACCGGUUUAGGGACCCCCUCUCUGCCCGGACAGACCACCAUUCAGGUGCGGGUACCGUACCGUGUUGUUGGACUGGUUGUUGGGCCCAAAGGGGCCACCAUCAAGCGGAUCCAGCAGCAGACCCACACCUACAUCGUCACGCCGAGCCGCGACAAGGAGCCCGUGUUCGAGGUGACGGGCAUGCCGGAGAACGUGGACCGGGCGCGGGAGGAGAUCGAGGCGCACAUCGCCCUGCGCACGGGCAGCUGCGGCGGCGUGGAGGCGCCCGGCGUGGACAACAGCGACUUCCAGUUCAACGGCACCGACGUCAGCUUCGAGACCUCGGCGGCGCCGGCGGGCCUGGGCGAGGCCGGGUGGCUGCACGCCGGCCCGUCCUCGCCGGGCGCCGGCGGCCUGCUGCCGGCCAACCUGGGCGCCGCGCAGCGCGCCAACAGCAAUAUGAGCGGCGGCGCCAGGAUGUCUUCCACCUACCGCAACGACAGCUCCAGCUCCCUGGGCAGCGGCUCCAGCUCGGCGGAUUCCUUCUACGGCGGCGGGAACGGCAACCGGAUGGCCGAUUUCAGCCCAACCUUCCCGUUUAACGCCAAUGCUAACAACAACAACAACAACAACGGCGGCGGCAGUGGCAGCGGCAGCACAAGUUUCUGGUUUGGGGAGAGCCUCCUCGGCGUGGGAUCUGAGGAGCUCGUCGGCCUGGGAGGCGGAGGCUCCUCCUCGGGCUUCGAUCCGUUGACCAUUUCGACGUCCCAUACCUCUCAGACCGCCGCGCAGCCGCACAUCUGGAGCCCCUUUGUGGACCACCAGUCCCUCCCAGCCUUGGAUACCUUUCAGUCUCAGACCAGCCAGCCUGGUACACCCCGCCUCUCCCCCACCUUCUCCGGAAGCGAAGCCUUGGAGCACCCUCAGGCCCAGCGCGUGCACCGGAGGCCUUUCGGGUCAGCCGGAGCCCUGGACGCCCACCGAUUCCCCUCCUACAGCUCGGCCUUCUCCUCCUCCUCCAGCGAAAGCACGGCCUCCUCCUCCUCUCCUCCCGACUCCUCCUUCUCCUAUCGGCCGGGCUUCGGGUCGGCCGGGCGGGGGCAGGAGAUGUGCAUCCAGUGUGCGGAUAGCCAGGUGGUCGCCGCCCUGGUGCCCUGCGGCCAUAACCUCUUCUGUUUCGAUUGUGCCACCCAGAUCUGCCAGAGUCCGGAGGCCGCGUGCCCCGUGUGCCUGUCCCCAGCCACGCAGGCCAUUCAGCUCCGCAAUAUGUAAUUGUAAUCCAUUCAUCUUCGUCCUCCCCAAAACUUCUGUCUCAUCACACGUAGGAGGGGCUUAGAAAACUGACCCCACAUGGGUGUCUGGGUGUUGGGUUGACGAAGGGGCAGAAAGGCUAGGUGAAGUAAGAAAUGAUGCGUAUUAAGGGCAUGGUUUGUGUGCUCAGCCCGUUAAUGUGCCUGCUAUUGUGAAGUCUUCUUCCUUGGUUGAUUGAUCAACGGGGGAGGGUUUGGAGCCCUCUCUGUAGCAUUGGGAGGGAUGGGAAACGUAAAUCUAUAUAUAAAUAUCUAUUUUUUUGGUCAACAUGAUUUUUAGUUUACUUUUUUUUCUCAAAAGAUUUAAUUAUCAAUUUCUACCUUCUUUAAAAAACAAAUCUACAUUCAAAUGGAUUUGAAACGCAUUGUUGGCAAUUUGUCCAACAAUUAUUAUUUUUAACUUUUUAAAAAAGUUUUUUUUGGUUUGUUUUUCCUCUUUCUAGUCAAGUUUUCAAAAUUUUUACAAUGCAGGAAACGCAAAAUAAGAAAGAAGCGAGCAUGUUUAUCUGGAGAGUCACACCUUUGACUUAGUAUCAUUGAAUAAUACUCCUUUCUCUCGUGGGGUCCACAUGCUACAUUCAUCCCGUCAGGCCUAAUUUUAUCCAAGAUAAUUUAUUACUUUUUUCCGGCUACCGGUGAAUCUGCUCCUUUUUUAAAAAGGAUAUGUUUACAUUCAGUUUUUUUCCCCCUUUCCUUGCAUGAAAAGUUUUUUUUUUUAACUAAGUGGGUCAAACCUGCAACCAUGACGUUGCCACACUCCGAUGGACACCUCUUGUUGCUUACUGGUUUCUGUUUUCCCCAGAAUAAAACCGACGAGUAUGUAACACCUUUUUUGUAGAACACUAGGAUGUUACACCACUUCAGUAUCGCCACGUUGCUUUCCAUUUAUAUUUAAAACUGUUUACGGUAAACUUGUGCCUAGUUCUGCUCCGAUAAAACAAAAGAAACAACCGGUCAAGUGUUGCUCCAUCCUCAAACGAACCUGUGGCCUUUUUGGGAAGCCUGUAAUUAACUCACAACACUAUCUACAAAUCCAGAUCUCGGGCUUAAAGGAACACAAUCUGACAGACAGAAGCUGUAAUGUAUUUGUUGCGUCUCUUAAACGCAUUUCGAUGGAACAAAGCUUAUAUCAUGAGGAUUCUCUUUAGUUUAGCUCCAUGAUGGGCCUCUCCGAAGCCUUUUGUACCCGUCGCUUUGGAUUUUCAACGCCAAACUUUUUCCGGUCCCGUGUCAUUUCUGUUUUCCUUUUUGUUUACAUCCUCUGUAGAGGGAACCGUGAGCUGGUUUUCACCUGGAAAGCAAUGCACAUCUUGUACUUCUGUCACAUUCCUUCUCCUUUUGUGUUGUUUUCAUUUUUGUGGAUGUCAUAUGAAUGGCUCAUCGUUCUUCCGUAACCCUCAGCCGUGAGCAAAAAGCGUCGAUAUUCCCAGUGAUCUUGAACAAAUCCCACUAACGUACAGAUGGGCUGCUUUCUUCCUUUUUUUUCUUUUUUCUUUUCUUCAAGCCAUCUCAGUAAUCCACCUCCCUUUCACUUGAAUGCUAAUUUAUUUGGACUGAUCUGCCAUGUGGCUGUCCAGUUGAUUCCAUGGGAUGUAAAAUAGAGAUGAAGGCCAUCCGUUGCUUAGCUCUGUUGCACCGCGUCUCGUCUGCCAGGCCUAUGCAAAAAUCAUCUCAGUAUAUUAACCGCCCAAGGAAGCCCUAAGCAAACGAAGCUCCUGGGGUUUUAAUGGUCGAGCUCAAACAAACUGGCUUAAACUCGCAGAAAGACGUGUCCUUUCUUUCUUUUUUUUAAAGACUAUUUUUCCCUUCAUAGCCUGCUUCAAAGCAUUCAUGACAUGUCUCAGUGGUACACUAGUGGCUUCUUGUUUUAUCAGCUGCUUUGCUGUUUUGUGCACGACUAAGCACAGCCUCCCCUAUAUCUUAUCACACUAUUGAGUAGUUGGGACAAGUACAUAUUUUCCCUCUUCCUUCAACAUGUCUGUUCAUCCUCCUGGAAAGUACAGAAAAGGUACAAAAUGGUGGAAAUCAUCUCAAGUCUUAGCUUUAAACACCAGUGUCUCCAGACCUUUACAGGAUCGGGCGUGCAGAUGUUUUGAAGGGGAAGCAGCUGGGCUGGCUUCACUGUGGACCGUAGGCCCUCUGGUAUUCGGCUGUAAACGGUAUUUGGGGUUGGCUGCGUUGCUCAGCUGUUUCUUAAAUAUCUUUUCUUUUGUGGGUGAUUGAGAUAUCUUGGGGAAACGGAACCAAACGAGUCCCAAAAGUGCAAAAAACCCCAUCUGCUUCUGUCUCCUCGGGUCAUCUAUCCGUCCCAUUAUUUUUAUCUCCCUCUGCUUCAUGAACGGUCGAUCCCUUUCCUUUUUGUCCUUUUUUUUGUUGCUCUUUUUAUCCGAGGGAAUGCAAUACACGAUCGGCCUCAGUUUUCUUGACAAGAAUCUAUUGACAUUUUUGUGUAUGUAUUAUAUAUUACUGUUAAUGACUGAUGAAUAUACAGAACUUAUUUUUUAUUUUGUUACAUUUCAUAUAUACGUAAAUAUAUCUAUAUUCAAAUGUUUACAAUAAGAAUUAUUGUUUUUGUUUUUUUUAACCUUUUUCUUUUUCUUUUCCUGAGUGAUCAAGUGAAUGAAGAGCUGGAAAUCCAGAAAAUGUUGCAGGAAAGUGUCAGUGCUCUCUGCUUGUAGUCUAGUAAUUAGUUUACAGUAUUGAUAAUAGUAUUGGUAGCUGCCGAUAAACCUAGUUGAAAGUGGAAUGUGCAUCACAAGCAUGUCUUUAUGAUUUACCGCCAUUGUAAAACAUCACUGCAACUGUAAAAAGGCCAAGGAUUCGAGCUGCCUGUCAUGUCUGUACACCACCAAAUUAAGAACGGUAUACUAUUAAAAUGUAUCUUAGAUCAUCUAUAAAUACAUAUAUUGUUAAAAGCUGUACCAACAGUUCAAAGUAUUUGCUAAUUUUACUACACUUUUGUUAUGUAUAUGUGUAGGAGUCUUAAGGCAUAUAAAUUCUUCAAAUUAAGUCAGGAGUUUAAAAGCAGACUAUAUUUUAUAACGGCCUUUUAAGUUAUUGCGGCCAAAGCACUGAUAUUAUAUAUUUGCUGUAAAGAGAAUUUUAAGAGUUUUAUUUUUCUGAUAUUAAAGUUACUUAAUAAAGACGGUUUCGUUUAAAGCCA